Molecule: messenger RNA, 542 nt
Organism: Nematolebias whitei (Rio pearlfish)
Lineage: Eukaryota; Metazoa; Chordata; Actinopteri; Cyprinodontiformes; Rivulidae
Gene: map1lc3c
Product: microtubule-associated protein 1 light chain 3 gamma
Exons: 4
Coding region: 34-420 (128 amino acids)
Biological process (GO): macroautophagy; autophagy of mitochondrion; autophagosome assembly
Cellular component (GO): autophagosome membrane; autophagosome; cytosol
Molecular function (GO): ubiquitin protein ligase binding
Source: RefSeq, a predicted model, not a curated record
GGUUCCGAGCCGCAGGUCCGUCCCAGAACCAGCAUGGCUCCGUUUGACAGAACCCCGCUGCAGAACAAACCUUUCAAACAGAGGAAGAGCUUCGCUACAAGGAAACAGGAGGUGGCUGGGAUUCGGUCCAAGUUCCCCAACAAGAUCCCGGUCAUCAUCGAGCGCUAUGACAAGGAGAAAUAUCUGCCUCCUCUGGAUAAAACUAAGUUUCUGGUUCCGCACGAGCUCUCCAUGACCCAGUUCGUCACCAUCAUCAGGAACCGGAUGGCCCUGCUGCCCACCCAGGCCUUCUACCUGCUCAUCAACAACAGCGGGCUGCCCAGCAUGUCCCUCACCAUGGCACAGGUCUACAAGGACCACCAGGACGAGGACGGCUUCCUCUACAUGACCUACGCCUCGCAGGAGAUGUUUGGACUCUGAGACGGGCCCGGAGACGCUCCGGCUCCAGGUUUUAUUCUGCUCCAGGAUGCUGUAAAUAGAAAACAUUUUUUAUGGACUGGUUCUGUUUUUAAUGUUCAUCUAAUAAAUGUUCUGAAUCUGCA